This is a messenger RNA of Cloeon dipterum, 2600 nucleotides long. Its product is annotated as biorientation of chromosomes in cell division protein 1-like 1. Gene Ontology annotation, cellular component: Set1C/COMPASS complex. The coding region runs from base 125 to 2491 and encodes 788 amino acids. The record is from RefSeq and is a predicted model, not a curated record. Gene Ontology annotation, biological process: replication fork processing. Lineage: Eukaryota; Metazoa; Arthropoda; Insecta; Ephemeroptera; Baetidae. The transcript has 13 exons.
UGCUGCUGUCGGCUGCAGGAGCCACGCCCACCUAGCAUCAGCUCCCAUUUAUAUUGCUUUGUUUCUCGCGGUUUGUUUUGGUCGCACUGGGCGAAUUCUGUGAAUUUUCGUCCCGUCGUCGACAAUGACGGACUAUGUGUCGGAAUUGGCGCACCACUACGAGGCCGACCCCGACCUGACGGCGCGAAUCAUCAGUCAGAUGAAGUCCAAGGGCUACUUCGACCAGCUGCGGAAGGAAAUCCUCGCCGACAUAGACACAAAGCCGGCUUACCAGAACAUGCGCCAAAGGGUGGAGAAUGCGGUGAACCGGUAUUUGAAGGGCCAGAAGUGGAGCAACGAGCUGAACAAAAACAAGCUGAGGGACAGCCUCCGCAGGCACCUGACAGAGGGUCGUCUGAUUCACGUGGGCCCGGUCCUGAACCAGGUGCUGACGCCGGACGUCUGCUCCCAGAUAGCACCCGAGGUGGACAAACAGAUUUGUCAAGAACUUGGCAUCCCCGAGGACGAGGAGAUGCCCGAGGAGGACAAUACUCCCAACAACCGCCGCAGGGACGGCGACUUCGACGGCCCUGGCGGCAGCAGCAACGGGCCCAUGAGCUUCGAGCCCUCCUACGGAGGUGGACGGCUCAACGGACGCGCCUGGGGCAACGACAAUGACUUCUUCUACCCUUACAGUGGAGGGUACAAUAGGUUUAGUCGGAGGUGUGAGAAUCACGACAGCAGCUCUUCAGAGGAAGAUGAGGUCAAGAAAACUCCUGAGAAAAUUCCUGUCAACUCAAAGAACGCAACCGACGCUUUGUUUGUGAACAUGAGCCAGUUCGACGAAAUGGAGCUGGAGUACUCGAAGAAGGAGGUGGUCGAGCUCGAGAGGAAGGAAAAUCCGGAAGAGGCCACCAAACUGGCCUUGGAGCAGCUGGCGGCGCAGAAGUUCAAAAUCGAGCAGGAACUGCAGCGCAUGGAGUUGGAAGAGCAGCACCGGCUUGCCGAGGAGCAGCGACGCAGGGAGUUUGAGCAGCAACAGCUGAGAGAACUCGAAGAACAGAGGCUAAGGGAGUUCGAAGAGCGGCAGAGGGCAGAACUGGAGGAGAAACUGAGACUCGAGUUUGAGGAGAGACAGCGGAGGGAGGAAGAACGGCUCCUGCAGGAACAGAGGCUCAAAGAGGAAGAAAUGCUGAUUAAAGAAGAAUCUGAAGAGGAAUUGGAGGAGCCGAAAACUCCGGAAAUGUCUGACGGCGAAGACUCGGACGGUCCCGAGCUGCAGGUCGCUGAGGAAGACUCGUGCCAGAUCAGUACCGUACCUGCAGAGGAAGUGAAACCGGUGGUGCAAGAGGAGGCGCCAAAGCCCGUGGAGCCGGAGGAUGCGCCAAAACCUGUGGAUGUAGUCGAAUUCUGUGAACCAGCCAGGCCUGAGGAGCCGCAAGCUGUCCCUGAGACCCCUGUGGUCGCUUCUCCUGAAUCUGAAGAAGCAGCACCACCAGUCGAGAUUGCCAAAGAACCUGUCAAGACUUCUGAGCAGCCAAAAAAACGGACAGACGAGCGUUCGAGGAGCAGGGACGAAAGACACAAGUCUGAACACAAAAAGGAACAUUCCAGCAGCAGCAGCAGCUCGAAAAGACACCAUUCCUCAUCAUCUUCCUCUAAGUCAUCCUCGCACAAAAGCAGUAGCAGACGCGAUUCUACUUCAAAGCACAGCAGCAGCAGCUCCAGAGCAAGAGAGGACAGCAAGAGCUCUAGUCACAGCAGAACCUCAUCCAGGAGAGACUCCGAAAAACACAAAAGCAGCAGUAGUAGUAGCAGCAGCAGUAGGCACAGAAGAGACGACAAGCACCGGAGUAGCAGCAGCAAGAGCUCUUCCUCGCACAAAAAAGGCGAAGACUCGAACAAUCUCUACUACUUCACGCCGGAACAAUCGAUCGAGGCUGUUCGAAGUCGGAUCCAUUUGGACGAGGUCAUGAUCAGACUGGAGGCGGACAACUCUGGUUACGACUCGCUCAUCUCGGAUUCUGAAACUGAAGAUUGCCCGGACAAGAGACAAUACGAGAUCGAAGUAGAAAACUCGGACGCGAUCAAAAUUGAGGAUCUGCUGGGAAUUGAAAUCGAGGGCGUCAACAGAGAAGAAUCUUCGCUGGAGGAGAUUAAUGCCAAUGAAAUAAUCAAACCACCGCCGCGGACGGUGAGCAAGCUGCAUUUAAAAAUAAAUAACGGGACCUGGAAUCACAGUGAACGAGCAGACGCCAGUUUCCUGUCGGACGACACGCCUGGAAAGAAAGUGCUGUCUGUGGUGCUGGAGAAAUGUGGAGAAAAAAUUAGAUCUGCUUCGCAUUGUUCCGAACUUGACGCAAGAUCGGAGGAAAGCUUUGUGCCUGUCCAGCAGCAAACUCCGCCUCCCAAAAGAAGGAGAAUAGUGCGCAAAGUCGAGCAGAGGUACAGUACUGACGAUCUUUACAAGCCCCGAACCACGUUCACCUCAUCUCGUCGUUCUAGGGAAUGACUGUUUUUGUUUCUUCUUUAUCUUAAAUGAGACUGGACGCUUUUGUUGAUUCCAAAGUUGAGCUAGAGGUUGUACGUUUCAUUAAACUCACAGAGUGAAUUUUUGAUAA